CACAAGUUGAUGCGUAAAGUAGUGACUAAGACUAUUGAGGGUACAAGAAGAGGAAACCAAAGUCUGCUCUCCAGCACAAGGCAGCCUCAGACGCGCAUCUAAUACAACUUCAGCAUUCAACAGGCUGCUAAAAAAACUAAAGGAAACAAAAAACAAAGCUCAGAAAGAAGAAAAGGAUUUGAAACAGAUCUGAGGUGGAGCUUAGCUGACCCUCCUGCUGGCUCAUUGUGUUAGUUUGAGGACUAGUGCUGAAGGAAAAUGCUGUGGAGAUUGAGUCUUGCGCUGGCUGUGGUGUGUGUCAGCGGCAUUCGUAGCAGUGUGAAGGCUGAUGUGAUGAGCAAGCUGAUCAUCCCGAGGGACUAUGGGGUGAAACUGUGCGGGAGAGAGUUCAUCAGAGCCGUCAUUUUCACCUGCGGAGGCUCCCGCUGGAAACGAUCCACAGAAGGGGACUCUGUUCCCUCACAGUGGAGUUCCUUCCGUGACGUUACAGUGGAGGAUCGCCAUCAAACCUGGCAACCCGCCCCAGAGCUCUCAGAAGAUAACCUCACUCCUCCCCACGUUGCCUCCUCUUACUCCCUGGCUGACCUCCUGGCUCUCUUCGGAGCCGGCCAGCAUUCGACGAGAGACCCAGAGAUGGUGGAGAGGUCUCAGCCAUUGAUGGCUUGGGGCGAGCAAGACGAGCACCUUGCCGCAGGUGACUGGCUCGUAUCGAGCAAGAGGAAGAGGAACUUUUCUCUGGGUGUGGCGGGAAAGUGCUGCAGCCAGGGGUGUACCAAAAAUGAUAUCGGACGCUUGUGUUGAGGCGGGGGAGGGGGUAUGGUGGAGAAGGUUGGGAUGAUGGCAGAGGGGUUGUGAUGUGAAGAAGGGGUGAUGGGCGGUAAAAGACAGUGGCUGAAACAUCCAGGUUAUUGUGUAGAGAAAUUCACAUCUGCUGUUAACAAGGCUGUAGUUAGCAAACACCACUUAUGUCUUAUUGCACAGAAUUAAAACAUAGAGAUGAAUUAUUUAAAGAGCCUCAUCCCCUUACUUCUACUUCAUGUCUGUCAGAAUUUCUUUUCUUCUCCUCACUUGUUUAAUAUUUUGUUUGAGAAAAGAUCAUGUUCUAUUCUGUCUGCUUUU
Notolabrus celidotus (New Zealand spotty) is the source of this 1119-nucleotide messenger RNA. RefSeq names its product relaxin 1 (gene rln1). The record is from RefSeq and is a predicted model, not a curated record. The transcript has 2 exons. Gene Ontology annotation, molecular function: hormone activity. NCBI's taxonomy places the organism in Eukaryota, Metazoa, Chordata, Actinopteri, Labriformes, Labridae. Bases 259 to 801 code for a protein of 180 amino acids. Gene Ontology annotation, cellular component: extracellular region.